Boeremia exigua is the source of this 7484-nucleotide messenger RNA. RefSeq names its product NUC071 domain-containing protein. Gene Ontology annotation, molecular function: U6 snRNA binding; U5 snRNA binding; metallopeptidase activity. Gene Ontology annotation, cellular component: catalytic step 2 spliceosome; U5 snRNP. Gene Ontology annotation, biological process: spliceosomal tri-snRNP complex assembly; mRNA splicing, via spliceosome. The transcript is spliced from 2 exons. Lineage: Eukaryota; Fungi; Ascomycota; Dothideomycetes; Pleosporales; Didymellaceae. The record is from RefSeq and is a predicted model, not a curated record. The coding region runs from base 225 to 7340 and encodes 2371 amino acids.
GGAACUUCAACGCCAUCGCCAAUCGCUGCAACGCGUGGAGCGCCAAUCACAGCUCGACGCGCAUCUGUUGUUCUUCCUUUUCGGAGCAUUCAGCGACCGAUCUGGAGACUGCGCUAAGACGCGACUUCCCUACGUUGACUGCGGCGCGCUGCGUCUGCGAAGCCUAGAGACUCGGCCUCUGAGCUACACCAAGACACAUCACGACAAGGAUACGCCCACCCAACAUGGCGUUACCACCGCCUCCUCCACCACCGCCACCCCCGGGCCCGCCUGGUGCUGGAUAUGGAGCUCCGCCCCCGCCUCCUCCGCCACCUGGGCCUCCCGGUGCGCCAGGGACUUCAGGUCCUCCCGGCAUGCGACAGAUGGUUGACCCGCAGGUUGCAAAGUUUGCGCAGAAGAAGAAGGAUUGGUUGCGACAACAGCGACAGAGGUUCGGCGAGAAGCGCAAGGCUGGAUUCGUUGAGACUCAGAAAGCAGAUCUGCCCCCAGAGCAUCUGCGCAAAGUGUUCCGGGAUAUCGGCGACGUGUCGCAGAAGAAGUUUACUACAGACAAGCGAAGUUAUCUCGGCGCGCUGAAGUUCAUGCCUCACGCGGUGUUAAAGCUUCUGGAGAACAUGCCCAUGCCUUGGGAAAGCAGACGCGACGUGAAAGUUCUGUACCACACCAAUGGAUGCUUGACACUCGUCAAUGAAGUACCGCGUGUCAUUGAGCCAGUCUUCCACGCACAGUGGGCAGCUAUGUGGGUCGCGAUGAGGAAGGAGAAGAGCGACCGCCGCCACUUCAAGCGCAUGCGAUUUCCUCCAUUCGACGACGAGGAGCCGCCACUUUCGUACUCCGAGAACAUCGAGGAUGUUGAGCCAUUGGAACCUAUUCAAUUGGAGCUCGACGAGGAUGAAGAUGAUCCAGUCAUUGAGUGGUUCUACGAGCAUAGGGCGCUUCUCGACACCCCACAUGUGAACGGACCAAGUUACGAGACCUGGAAUCUCGACCUUCCACAAAUGGCCACAUUAUAUCGCCUGAGUCGACAGUUGCUCAGCGAUAUCGUGGAUAAGAACUAUUUUCACAUGUUCGACAUGAACAGCUUUCUGACAGCAAAGGCUUUGAAUGUUGCAAUACCUGGAGGGCCUCGCUUUGAACCAUUGUACAAGGACAUCGACCCGAACGACGAAGACUUUGGCGAGUUCAAUGCCAUUGACCGCAUUAUCUUCCGUGCGCCCAUUCGCACGGAGUACCGUGUCUCCUACCCCUUCCUGUACAACUCACUUCCUCGUAGUGUCAAGCUGGCUUGGUACUCGUAUCCUCAGGUGGUCUACGUCCAUGCGGAAGAUCCUAGUCUGCCUGCAUUCUAUUUCGACCCUAUCAUUAAUCCUAUCUCAUCGCGAGCUGUUGCCCCCAAGAACAUCUCCGUAAGCCACGAGGACCUGGUUUUUGGUGACAGCAUCGAGGAUGAUGAAGACGACUUCCAGAUGCCAGAGGAGAUGGAGCCUUUCAUGGCAGAUGAGGAGUUGUCAACUCCCGAGACUGCGUCUGCGAUUGCCUUGUGGUGGGCGCCACAUCCCUUCGAUAAGCGAUCGGGACGCAUGGUGCGUGCACAAGAUGUACCUCUGGUGAAACAGUGGUAUCUCGAGCAUGUCCCUGGCGGUCAGCCAGUCAAGGUCCGAGUGUCGUACCAGAAGUUGUUGAAGUCUUUUGUCUUGAAUGAGUUGCACAAGAAAGACCCACAAGCGCAGAGCAAGCAGAACUUGAUGCGAACGCUAAAGGGCACAAAGUUCUUCCAGCAGACCAAAAUUGACUGGGUCGAGGCCGGUCUGCAGGUGUGUCGACAAGGUUACAACAUGUUGAACCUGCUCAUCCACCGUAAGAACUUGACAUACCUGCAUCUUGACUACAACUUCAACUUGAAACCCGUCAAGACACUCACCACCAAGGAGCGCAAGAAGUCACGUUUUGGAAACGCCUUCCACCUGAUGCGUGAAAUCCUGCGUCUGACCAAGCUAAUCGUUGACGCACAAGUCCAGUACCGUUUAGGCAAUAUCGACGCCUUCCAGCUUGCAGAUGGUAUCCUGUACGCCUUCAAUCACGUCGGCCAACUUACUGGAAUGUACCGAUACAAGUACAAGCUCAUGCAUCAAAUCCGCUCCUGCAAGGAUCUGAAGCAUCUCAUUUACUACCGUUUCAAUUCCGGCCCCGUCGGUAAGGGUCCUGGAUGCGGUUUCUGGGCUCCCGCCUGGAGAGUCUGGCUGUUCUUCAUGCGUGGUAUCAUUCCUCUCUUAGAGCGCUGGCUUGGAAACUUGCUCUCGCGUCAAUUUGAGGGCAGACAUAGCAAGGGUGUCGCAAAGACAGUAACAAAGCAGCGUGUAGAGUCUCAUUUCGAUCUGGAGCUCCGUGCUGCUGUCAUGAGUGAUCUUAUGGACAUGAUGCCCGAAGGCAUCAAGCAGAACAAGGUCAACACUGUCCUGCAGCAUUUGUCGGAGGCUUGGCGAUGCUGGAAAAGUAAUAUCCCGUGGAAAGUGCCAGGACUCCCUGCGCCUAUCGAGAACAUCAUUCUGCGGUACGUCAAGAGCAAGGCUGAUUGGUGGAUCUCGGUUGCGCACUACAACCGAGAGCGCAUACGACGAGGUGCUACCGUGGACAAGACGGUAGCGAAGAAGAAUUUGGGCCGUUUGACGCGAUUGUGGUUGAAGGCGGAGCAGGAGCGUCAACACAACUACAUGAAGGAUGGUCCUUACGUGUCUUCCGAAGAGGCUGUUGCUAUCUACACCACGAUGGUGCACUGGCUGGAGGCGCGGAAGUUCCAGCCCAUCCCAUUCCCCAGUGUCUCGUACAAGCACGACACUAAGAUUCUGAUCUUAGCUCUGGAGCGCCUGCGCGAAGCUUACUCUGUCAAAGGCCGUCUCAACCAAAGCCAGCGUGAGGAGCUGGCCCUCAUCGAGCAAGCAUACGAUUCUCCAGGAACAACGCUCGCCCGUAUCAAGCGCUUCCUGUUGACACAACGUGCUUUCAAGGAGGUUGGUAUUGACAUGAAUGAUAACUACAGCACUAUCAACCCUGUAUAUGACAUUGAGCCAAUGGAGAAAAUCACAGAUGCAUACCUCGACCAGUAUCUGUGGUAUCAGGCUGACCAGCGGCACUUGUUCCCUGCUUGGAUCAAGCCUUCCGAUUCCGAAGUGCCUCCUCUCCUGACAUACAAGUGGGCCCAGGGUGUCAACAAUCUCGACCAGGUUUGGGAGCACGAAGAUGGACAGUGCAACGUCCUGAUCGAGACACAAUUGUCAAAGGUCUACGAAAAGAUCGACCUGACGAUGUUGAACAGGCUGCUACGUCUCAUUAUGGACCAUAAUUUGGCUGACUACAUCACCGCCAAAAACAACGUUCAACUCAACUACAAGGACAUGAACCAUGUCAACGCAUACGGCAUGAUUCGUGGUCUGCAGUUCUCUGGCUUCGUAUUCCAGUUCUACGGACUCGUCCUGGACAUCCUUCUCCUCGGUCUGCAGCGUGCAAACGAGAUUGCUGGUGCUCCGGAGAGCCCUAACGACUUUUUGCAGUUCAAGGAUAAGGAGACUGAGGUCCGUCACCCCAUUCGAUUGUACACGAGGUACAUCGACCGCAUCUGGGUCUUCUUCAGAUUUACCGCCGACGAGUCGCGUGACCUCAUCCAGCGGUUCUUGACCGAGAACCCCGAUCCCAAUUUCGAGAACGUGAUCGGCUAUAAGAAUAAGAAAUGCUGGCCCCGCGACUCCAGGAUGCGUUUGAUGCGCCACGACGUCAAUCUCGGUCGCGCUGUUUUCUGGGAUAUGAAGAACAGACUUCCACGUUCGGUAACCACCAUCGAAUGGGACGAUACCUUCGCCAGCGUCUACAGCCGCGACAAUCCCAACCUACUCUUCUCGAUGAACGGCUUCGAGGUGCGAGUACUUCCCAAGAUUCGUAACCAGAGCGGCGAGUUUCCGGAGAAGGACAGUGUGUGGUCGUUGAUUGACAACGCAACAAAGGAGCGAACUGCUGUCGCAUUCUUGCAGGUGACAGAGGAAGACAUUGCGAAGUUUAACAAUCGCAUUCGUCAGAUCCUUAUGUCAUCUGGUUCAACCACCUUCACGAAGAUUGCGAACAAGUGGAACACUACAUUGAUCGCACUCUUCACAUACUACCGUGAGGCUGCCGUAUCAACAGUCAGCCUGCUGGACACCAUUGUAAAGUGCGAGACAAAGAUCCAGACUCGUGUCAAGAUUGGUCUCAACUCAAAGAUGCCUUCGCGUUUCCCUCCUGCUGUCUUCUACACACCCAAGGAACUCGGUGGACUUGGUAUGAUUUCCGGGUCUCACAUCUUGAUCCCCACAAGCGACAAGCGAUGGUCCAAGCAGACUGAUACUGGUGUCACCCAUUACCGUGCCGGUAUGUCGCACGAUGAGGAGACUCUCAUUCCCAACAUCUUCCGAUACAUCAUUCCUUGGGAGUCAGAGUUCCGCGACUCUCAGCGUGUUUGGAUGGAGUAUUCGCAAAAACGUCAAGAGGCUCAACAACAAAACCGACGCUUGACACUUGAAGAUCUGGAAGACAGCUGGGACCGAGGUCUGCCUCGUAUCAAUACCCUUUUCCAGAAGGAUCGCAGCACGCUCAGCUUCGACAAGGGCUUCCGCGCCAGGACUGAGUUCAAGAUCUACCAGCACAUGAAGAGCAACCCCUUCUGGUGGACAAGCCAGCGCCACGAUGGUAAACUCUGGAAUCUCAAUGCGUACCGUUCAGAUUCCAUCCAAGCACUUGGUGGUGUGGAGACAAUUCUCGAGCACACAUUGUUCAAAGCCACAGCGUUCCCGUCCUGGGAGGGCCUUUUCUGGGAGAAGGCAUCAGGUUUCGAAGAAUCGAUGAAGUUCAAGAAACUUACCAAUGCCCAACGUUCCGGUCUCAACCAGAUUCCCAAUCGUCGCUUUACACUUUGGUGGUCACCGACCAUCAACCGAGCCAACGUCUACGUCGGUUUCCAGGUCCAGCUUGAUCUGACGGGUAUCUUCUUGCAUGGCAAGAUUCCCACACUUAAGAUCUCGCUGAUUCAGAUCUUCCGAGCCCAUUUGUGGCAGAAGAUUCACGAGUCUGUUGUCAUGGACCUGUGUCAGGUCUUCGAUCAAGAGCUGGAGGCUCUUGGUAUCGAGACUGUGCAGAAGGAGACCAUCCAUCCCCGAAAGUCGUACAAGAUGAACAGCUCUUGUGCCGAUAUUUUACUGUUUGCCAGUCACAAGUGGAGCGUCUCGCCACCUUCUAUGCUGUACGAUACGAAGGACAACAUGAGCAACACCACAACAAACAAGUUCUGGGUCGAUGUUCAAUUACGAUAUGGUGAUUACGACUCUCACGAUAUUGAGCGGUACGUUCGCGCGAAGUAUCUCGACUACACCCAGGACAGUAUGAGUAUCUAUCCGUCAGCUACCGGUCUUAUGAUUGGUAUUGACCUGGCUUACAACCUAUACUCCGCUUACGGACAGUACUUCCCUGGUCUUAAGCAGCUGGUUCAGCAGGCCAUGGCCAAGGUGAUGAAGGCCAACCCCGCGCUCUACGUCCUACGUGAGCGUAUUAGGAAAGGUCUUCAGCUGUACGCUUCUGAGAGCAGCCAAGAGUUCCUGAACUCGCAGAACUACUCUGAGCUGUUCAGCAACCAGAUUCAGCUUUUCAUCGACGACACCAAUGUCUACCGUGUCACCAUCCACAAGACCUUCGAAGGUAACCUGACGACAAAGCCUAUCAAUGGUGCUAUCUUCAUCUUCAACCCCCGAACAGGUCAACUGUUCUUGAAGAUCAUUCACACAAGUGUUUGGGCAGGCCAGAAGCGUCUCGGUCAGUUGGCGAAGUGGAAGACUGCUGAAGAAGUCGCGGCUCUUAUUCGAUCCUUGCCUGUCGAAGAACAGCCGAAGCAGCUGAUCGUUACCCGUAAGGGUCUGCUUGAUCCCCUUGAGGUACACUUGCUCGAUUUCCCUAACAUUUCGAUUCGUGCUUCGGAGCUGCAGCUCCCAUUCCAGGCCGCCAUGAAGGUUGAGAAACUUGGUGACAUGAUUCUGCGAGCCACUGGACCGCAGAUGGUACUCUUCAACCUGUACGACGAGUGGCUAAAGACGAUUUCGUCUUACACAGCUUUCUCGCGUCUGAUUCUGAUCUUGCGUGCGCUUCAUGUCAACAUGGACAAGACCAAACUGCUGUUGCGUCCCGACAAGACUGUCAUCACACAGGAGCACCACAUCUGGCCGACCCUAUCGGAUGAGGACUGGAUCAAGGUCGAAGUGCAGCUUCGCGAUCUCAUCCUGAACGACUACGGCAAGAAGAACAACGUCAACACGUCUUCGCUCACCAGCAGUGAAGUGCGUGAUAUCAUCUUGGGUAUGGAAAUCUCCGCACCCUCGAUGCAGCGUCAGCAGGCUGCCGAGAUCGACAAGCAGCAGGAGGAGCAGCAGCAACUCACUGCCGUCACCACCAAGACUCAGAACGUUCACGGAGAGGAGAUUGUUGUCACCACCACUUCCCAAUACGAGCAGGCUUCGUUCGCCUCGAAGACGGAGUGGCGCACCAGAGCAGUCGCAACGUCGAACCUGCGGACCCGUGCCAAUAACAUCUACAUCAACUCAGAGGAUGUGAAGGAGGAGGGCAACUUCACUUACGUCAUGCCGAAGAAUGUCCUCAAGCGCUUCAUCACCAUUGCAGACCUUCGUGUGCAGGUUGCUGGGUACCUGUACGGCAAGUCUCCACCGGAUAACGACCAAGUGAAGGAGAUCAGCACCAUUGUCAUGAUCCCACAGGUUGGAAACACUCGCGAUGUUCAGCUCCCCAAGCAGCUGCCUCAACACGAGUAUCUCGAUGGUCUGGAGCCUCUUGGUGUUAUCCACACGGUCAGUGGCAACGAGCCCCCGUACAUGCAGGCUAGCGAUGUCACUCAACACGCGCGCCUGAUGAAUCAGCAUGCCAGCUGGGACAAGAAGACCGUCUCGAUGACCGUGUCGUUUACGCCUGGCUCUGUAUCACUCGCAGCCUGGGCCCUCACACCCCAGGGCUACAAGUGGGGCGCCGAUAACAAGGAUACCAUGUCCGACAACCCAUCAGGCUUCAGCACCUCAUUUGGUGAGAAGUCCCAGCUCCUGCUCUCCGACAAGAUCCGCGGAUACUUCCUUGUGCCCGACAACGGCAUUUGGAAUUACAGCUUCAUGGGCAGUGCGUUCGGAGCGGUCGAGAAGAAACCUGUGCACGUCAAACUUGACACGCCGGUCAGGUUCUACGAUAGCAUCCACCGACCGAUCCAUUUCCACAACUUCGCUGAGUUGGAGGAUGUAUGGGUUGAUCGUGAGAAUCAGUUCGAGUAACGGAGAGGACUGUGUAUUUUGUAGCUUUUGAUGGCGUUUGCGAUGACUGGCGUUUCGCAUUUGGACUGCAUACAUGGAUGGGAGAUAUCAGACAAAAUGUGCAUAGUGUAAAUCAUUCAGUGUAAUUCAAUCAACGAGCUCGAG